Molecule: messenger RNA, 648 nt
Organism: Mustela lutreola (European mink)
Lineage: Eukaryota; Metazoa; Chordata; Mammalia; Carnivora; Mustelidae
Source: RefSeq, a predicted model, not a curated record
AUGACCCACAGCCUGAAGAGCAGCAACAGGGUUUGCAACAGCUGGACUGGGAGCAGCAGGGUUUGCAACAGCUGGACUGGGAACAGCAAGGUUUGCAGCAGCUGGACUGAGAGCAGCAGGGGACACAGCAGCUGGACUGAGAGCAGCAGGGUUUGCAGCAGCAGGACUGGGAACAGCAGGGUUUGCAGCAGCUGGACUGGCAGCAGGAUGACCCACAGCCUGAAGAGCAGCAACAGGGUUUGCAACAGCUGGACUGGGAGCAGCCACAGGAGCCACAGCCCCCCUUGGAGCCCCCACAAGAGCCACAACCCCCCUUGCAACCCCCACAGGAGCCACAGCCGCCCUUGGAGCCCCCGCAGGAGCCACAGCUGGAGCAGGAACAGCCUGGCACACAGCAGCACACGGGCUUGCAGCAGCAGACGGGCACACAGCAGCCGGAGCCGCAGCCCCCGCAGCCGGAGCCACAGCCCCCGCAGCCGGAGCCACAGCCCCCACAGCUGGAGCCACAGCCCCCGGAACAGCCACAGCAGCUCAUGGUUCUGGUGGGUUGAGGGUGGAGCAGGUAGAGAAGCAGGUGCGGAGGACAGUGCUCAGGUGUGGGGCCUUCUGGGCCGGGAGCCCUUUAUACACCUGCCCAGGGUCAGCUGA